Molecule: messenger RNA, 894 nt
Organism: Lachancea nothofagi CBS 11611
Lineage: Eukaryota; Fungi; Ascomycota; Saccharomycetes; Saccharomycetales; Saccharomycetaceae
Source: the annotation of a GenBank genome assembly
AUGGAUUUAGUCAACCACCUGACCGAUAGAUUACUAUUUGCCAUCCCGAAGAAGGGACGUCUCUAUGAGAAAGCCGUGUCUAUUUUGAAAGGCUCGGACAUCAGAUUCCACCGCUCCCAGCGCUUGGACAUAGCGCUGUCGACCAACAUGCCUGUCGCCUUGAUCUUCUUGCCAGCUGCUGACAUCCCAAUGUUCGUGGGUGAAGGUAAGUGUGACCUCGGUAUCACCGGUGUCGACCAGGUAAAAGAAUCACAAGUGGAUGUCUUGCUGCCCAUGGACUUGCAGUUUGGCUCCUGCAAGCUUCAAGUACAAGUGCCCGAAAACGGACCUUAUACCAAGCCUGAACAACUGAUUGGGAAAACCAUUGUCUCCAGUUUCACUACUUUGACCAAACAAUAUUUCGCCGAACUCGAAGGCGUGCCUGUCGACCAGAUCUCGACUAAGGUCAGAUUCGUGGGUGGCUCUGUGGAAGCCUCGUGCGCGCUAGGAAUCGCCGAUGCCAUUGUGGAUCUUGUCGAGUCCGGCGAGACCAUGCGUGCGGCUGGCUUGAUAGACAUCGCCACUGUUCUAGAGACCAGUGCCCACUUGAUAGAGUCCAAAAACCCCAAGGGCGACACAGAACUGCUGCAGACCAUCAAAUCCAGAAUCGAGGGUGUCAUGACCGCGGCAAAAUACGUUUCCUGUAAUUACAAUGCGCCUUUGUCAAGCCUACCAGAUGUGCUGAAGAUCACCCCGGGCAGAAGAGCCCCUACGAUCUCCCAAAUCGACGACGAAGGUUGGGUUGCCGUGUCUGCCAUGAUUGACAGAAAGCAAAAGGGUACCAUCAUGGACGACCUGAAGAAAAAGGGAGCUGCCGAUAUCAUGGUCUUUGAGAUCUCCAACUGCCGUGUUUAG